UGCUGCAAGCCGGGAAGCUUUGGGGAUCGCUGCGAUCAAUCUCCCUGCCCCCGGUCCCUCCCCGCCCCGGCUCGCAGGGGAGGAGCAGGAGCAGCCGCCGCCGGAGCGCAAACUUGCUCCUUUGCAAAGGCUCCGGCGAAGAGAGCAGCCGCCGCAGACAGACAUCUUAGAAAGGGAGCGAGGAGCGGCGAGGAGGGUUCCGGGAAAACAGCCCCCCCGGCUCUGGAUUUAUAAACACCGCAGCAGAGGGAAGGGGACAGAAACCGAGCCGCGCGCGCCUCCUCCUCCAGCAAUUGAUCCAGGGGAUAUUUGGGUUGUUUUUUCUCUCUCUCCCCCCCCCUCCAAACACACUUGCUCAUUUCCUUCCCAAACUCCCCCCCCCAAUAUUACUUUACGGAUCCUCGUUAUACCAGGAGAGAAGAAGGAGGAAGAUUUGCAAGAAGAAGCGAUUAGCAAAGGCACUGGUUGUAGGGUGACGUGGCCAACAGGCGCAUAAUGAAGAGGAGCUUUUGGAUUUCCUAGUUCUUCGAGACGGAGAUUCAAAGGAGACGAACCUCCCAUCUGCUUCUUUGCCAUGUCUGGAUCUACUCAGCCCGUGACACAGAACUGGCGAGCCACCGAGCCGCGCUAUCCCCCUCACGCCAUGUCCUAUCCUGUUCAGAUCAGUCGGACACAUGCGGAUGUGGGUCUGUUAGAGUAUCAGCAUCAUCCCAGAGAUUACACUUCCCACUUACCACCUGGAUCUAUUAUGCAGCCACAGCGGAGGAGGCCUUCCUUGCUGUCUGAAUUCCAGCCAGGGAAUGAGAGGUCACAGGAGUUACACCUGAGAGCCGAGCCGCACUCCUAUCUCUCGGACAUGAGCAAACAGUCAGAAAUAGAGUUCAUUGAAACAAAACGACCACGGCUAGACCUGCUGCAAGACCCGCUGCUGCGGCACUCGCCUCUACUCAACCAAAAUCAGCAGGGAGGGACAGAAGAUCUCUCCAAGGAGCGAAGCCUGACGGGCAAGCUGGAACCUGUGUCUCCGGUCAGCCCCGCCCACCCUGACUCGGAGCUGGAUCUGUUACCCUCCAGGCUCUCGAAGGAGGAGCUGAUCCAGAACAUGGACCGAGUGGAUCGGGAGAUCACCAUGGUGGAACAGCAGAUCUCCAAGCUGAAAAAGAAACAGCAACAGUUGGAGGAGGAAGCAGCCAAACCACCAGAGCCUGAGAAACCGAUCUCACCCCCGCCUAUUGAGUCCAAGCAUCGCAGCUUAGUGCAGAUAAUCUAUGAUGAGAACAGGAAAAAAGCAGAAGCGGCCCACAGGAUCCUGGAAGGACUGGGUCCCCAAGUGGAACUGCCAUUAUACAACCAGCCUUCAGACACCAGGCAGUACCAUGAAAACAUUAAAAUAAACCAGGCAAUGCGGAAGAAGUUAAUUUUGUACUUUAAGAGGAGAAAUCAUGCUCGUAAACAGUGGGAACAGAAGUUUUGCCAGCGCUAUGACCAGCUGAUGGAAGCCUGGGAAAAGAAAGUGGAGCGCAUUGAAAAUAACCCCAGGCGCCGUGCCAAGGAGAGCAAAGUGCGGGAGUACUAUGAGAAGCAGUUCCCAGAGAUCCGGAAGCAGCGGGAACUGCAGGAGCGCAUGCAGAGGUUAGAGGAGAAGCGGGUAGGACAGAGGGGCAGCAGUCUCUCCAUGUCGGCCGCACGCAGCGAACACGAGGUGUCAGAAAUUAUUGAUGGGCUCUCGGAACAAGAGAACCUGGAGAAGCAGAUGCGCCAGCUAGCCGUCAUCCCCCCCAUGCUAUACGAUGCUGACCAGCAGCGCAUUAAAUUCAUCAACAUGAACGGCCUGAUGGACGACCCCAUGAAGGUGUAUAAGGACCGGCAGGUGAUGAACAUGUGGAGCGAACAGGAAAAGGAGACCUUUCGGGAAAAGUUCAUGCAGCAUCCAAAGAAUUUUGGUGUGAUUGCUUCAUUUUUGGACAGGAAGACGGUGGCAGACUGCGUGCUCUACUACUACCUGACCAAGAAGAGUGAGAACUACAAGAACCUGGUGAGGAGGAAUUAUCGACGAAGGGGGAAGAAUCAGCAGCAGCAGCAGAUGCCCCGUAGCAGCCAAGAGGAGAAGGAUGAAAAAGAGAAAGAAAAGGAGAAGGAGGCAGAGAAGGAGGAAGACAAACAGGAAGUAGAAAACGACAAAGAAGAACUGACAAAGGAGAAGAAUGACGACACGUCCGGGGAGGAUAACGACGAGAAAGAAGCCGUCGCUUCCAAAGGGCGUAAAACCGCCAACAGUCAGGGCAGGCGCAAAGGCCGCAUCACCCGUUCCAUGGCUAACGAGGCCAACCACGAGGAGGCAGCCGCUCCGCAGCAGAACACAGAGCUGGCUUCUUUGGAAAUGAAUGAAAGUUCUCGCUGGACAGAGGAAGAAAUGGAAACGGCCAAAAAAGGUCUCCUUGAACAUGGGCGGAACUGGUCAGCCAUUGCCAGGAUGGUGGGCUCCAAGACUGUGUCGCAGUGCAAAAACUUCUAUUUCAACUACAAGAAAAGACAGAACCUGGACGAGAUCCUGCAGCAGCACAAACUAAAAAUGGAGAAAGAAAGGAACGCAAGGCGGAAGAAGAAGAAAGCCCCUGCCGUUCAGAAUGAAGAAGCUGCCUUCCCUCCCACGGCAGAGGACGAGGAGAUGGAGGUAUCUGGGACAAGCGGCAAUGAAGAGGAGAUGGCCGAGGAGGCGGAAGCUGCAGUAAAUCACAGCUCGGACACGGAGAGUAUUCCCUCGCCGAGACCUGAAGCCAAAGAAAGUGGAGAGAAUGGGCCCAAGCCCACUCCUGGGCCUGGGAGAGACUCCGGUCCAGAAUCUGCCCUCAAGGCGGAGGAUGCUGAUGCUGCUACUGCAGCUAAUCCCACCGCUAACACCACCCCACAGCCCCAGGAGGCAGCUGCUGAGCCAGCCAGCAGUGAGGAGAAGCCGCAGGAGGAGCUGAUGGUAGAUGUGGUGAAAACGGAGGAGCUGGAGGAGAAGCCAAGCGAGGAGCCCUGCAAGAGCGAAAUCAAAAAGGAGGAGAGCGAGGACUGCCCGGAGAGAGACAAGGCGAGUGAGAAGAAAACGGAGAGCGUCAGCAGCGCGGCGGGAGCAGAGGUGGCGCCCAAAGCUGAGAAGAAGGAGAGUCAUAAACCAGGCAAAGCUGCCGGGCUCAACCCCGACAGCGACUCCAGCGCCACCUGCAGCGCAGACGAGAUGGACGAGCAGGACGCCGUGGACAAAAACAGGCUGCUGUCUCCGAGGCCCAGCCUCCUCAACGCUGCCGCCGAUGCCAGGCUGAACUCUUCGCCUCAGAAACCAUUGGACCUGAAGCAGCUGAAGCAGAGAGCUGCUGCCAUCCCCCCCAUUAUUUCCGAGGGGUUCCCAGACGGGACGUCGCAGAGCGGAAGCAUGAAGCCUCAGGUGCCUCACCACGCCUUGGCCCUCUACCAGCAGCAGAUCACUAAAGCCCACGAAUCUGCCCGGGAUGAUGUGGCCCAGAACAAGCAGCCGCAGCAGCAACAGCAGCCUGAGCAGGAGCAGCAGCCGAGCAGUAGCCCCAGGGGAAAGAGCAGGAGCCCAGCUGUGGGUGACAAAGACGAAAAACCAGUGCCUUUCUCGUCACUUGCCGAGGGACCAAAGCUAAGCGGAGAGCAGACUGCCACAUCGUGCUGGCCCCCCAUGCUGCCAUACCAAGUGUCCUCUAGGGAUGUGAUCAAAACCUCCCCGCAAGCUGAGCCACAUGUGUUUCAGUAUAACCUGCCAGCUCACCCAAUCCCAUUAAAUUUACACGAGAGCUCUCGGUCUGGGCUACAGAGAUUGUCCAACAUCUCCAAUCCUCCCCCUCUCAUCUCUUCCAACAAACACCCAUCUGUUCUGGAGCGCCCCAUCGGCUCCAUUUCCCAGGGGGUGCCCAUUCAGCUCCAUACUCCAUACAGCUCUGAGCAUGCAAAAGUUCCCGUUGGCUCCAUCACCAUGGGCCUGCCAUUGACUAUGGAUCCUAAGAAACUGGUGCCUUUUCCUGGAGUAAAGCAGGAACAACUUUCUCCUAGAAGCCAGGCCAACCAGCCUGAAAGUCUGGUAAUGCAGACGUCCCAAGAGAGCUCCAUCCUGAGGGGGGCGUCGCUGGGCUCAACCCCAGGAGGGAGCAUCAGCAAGGGGCUCCCCAGCACCAGGCCUCCGUCAGAAUCACCCAUCACCUAUCGGGGAUCCAUCACACACGGCACCCCAGCUGAAGUGCUGUACAAAGGAACCAUUACCAGACUAAUCGGAGAAGACAGCCCCGGCAGAGCAGAGAAGGCGAGAGAGGAUGCCUUGCCCAAAGGACAUGUCAUCUAUGAAGGGAAGAAGGGCCAUGUGCUCUCCUAUGACGGUGGAGUCGGUGCUUCCCAGUGCCCCAAGGAGGACAGCAGAAGCACUGGCGCGUCUCAUGAGACCACUGGUACCAAACGGACCUACGAUAUGAUGGAGGGGAGGAUCAGCCGGGGUUUGCCGGCGCGCGAUCUGUCGUCCACUAGCAUUGAAGGUCUAAUGGGUCGAGCGAUCCCCCCCGACAGACACAGUCCCCAUAACUUAAAGGAGCAGCAUCAUAUCCGGGGCUCAAUUACACAAGGAAUCCCGCGAUCCUAUGUGGAGGGCCACGAGGACUACCUCAGAAGAGAAGCCAAACAGCUCAAGAGGGAAAACACUCCCCCAAGGGACUUGUCCGACACUUACAAAGUCAGGCCUCACGAGGGCCUUGCUCCCUUGAAAAUGAAAGCAGCUCAUGAAGGCCUCGUUGCCACCGUGAAGGAAGCGGGAAGAUCGAUCCACGAGAUUCCCAGGGAAGAGUUAAGGCGCACGCCUGACAUCCCGGUGGCAGCAAGGCCUCUGAAGGAAGGAUCUAUCACACAGGGUACCCCGCUGAAAUACGACAGCAACUCUUCCUCAGUAAGUGCCAAAAAGCAUGAUGUCCUGUCGAUCAUCGGGAGCCCAGGGAGGACUUUUCACUCUGUGCACUCGCUGGACGUCAUGCAAGACCCAAGGACUCUGGACAGAGCUUGUUACGAGGAGAGCCUGAAAAGCAGGCCCAGCCCAGUUACAAACUCUGGAGGUUCAAUUACCAGGGGAGCCCCCGUGAUUGUCCCUGAGCCCGGAAAGCCUCGCCGUAGCCCGCUUACCUACGAGGACCACGGGGCAGCGUUUAGUAGCCAUCUGCAUCGAGGUUCUCCAGUAUCCACAAGGGAGUCGACCCCACGGCAGCAUGAAGGGAGCAUCACGGCUGGGAAGCCGGUGUCCCAGGACAGAAAGAUCACCCCCACAACAAGAGACAUCGCCAACUCCAAGUCUCCUCACGCUACUCUAUCGGACCAUCACCAUCCCAUCUCCCCCUACGAACAUUUACUCCGGGGAAUGAGUGGUGUCGAUUUGUACAGAGGACACAUUCCAUUGGCCUUCGACCCCGCUGCAAUUCCCAGGGGAAUUCAACUGGAAGCAGCUGCUGCUUACUACUUGCCCAGGCAUCUUGCUCCAAGCCCGACGUACCCCCAUCUCUACCCUCCGUACCUCAUCAGAGGGUAUCCAGACACUGCCGCCAUGGAGAACAGGCAGACCAUCAUCAAUGACUACAUCACCUCCCAGCAGAUGCACCAGAACGCCGCCGCCACUGCCAUGGCUCAGCGGGCAGACAUGCUGCGCGGACUUUCGCCCCGAGAACCCUCGCUGGCUCUCAACUAUGCUGCAGGUCCUCGAAGGAUCAUCGACCUGUCCCAAGUGCCGCACCUGCCCGUCCUCGUGCCCCCCACACCUGGCACCUCCGCCGCCUCGAUGGACCGAAUCACGUACAUCCCCAGCGCCCCCCAGACAUUUAGCAGCCGGCACAGCAGCUCCCCGCUCUCCCCAGGAGGCCCCACGCACAUGACCAAACAGACAGGCGCGUCGGCUUCCGAACGGGAACGAGAUCGGGAGCGCGAGAGGGAGCGCGAGAAAUCCUUCCUAGCAGCCUCCACUGUGGAGCAUGCACCCAUCUGGAGACCAGGGACCGAGCAAAGCAGCAGCCGUUCAGCCACUCAUUCUCACAGCCACCAGCACUCUCCCGCCUCGCCCCGCACCCACGAGACCGUCCAGCAGCGCCCCAGCGUGCUGCACAACACGGGCAUGAAGGUCAUCUCGUCGGAGAGCCUCACCCCGUCGGUUCUGCGAUCCUCCACCACCACCACCACAUCGCCCAUCCGCUCUGCAGGAUUUCCCACGGCAUCCGCCCUGCGCUGCUCCCUCAGUGGAGUGGACAGCUAUGCAGCCAUGAUGGACCCUGCUCUCCUACAGAAAGAGGCGUCCAGGGCCCGAGAAGCCAAGGUAGAACGCCCUCAGACUGACAACAACAUGUUCACCUCAAAGCUGCCCAGUGGGGCAGGCCUAGAACAGUCAUCGUCACCCGUUAAAGCCAUGGAGUCCAGGCCCUUACCAGCCUCCGGGCCAGGUUCUACCCAGCAGUAUAGCAGAGGACAGGGGAAAAACCAGCACCAUCAUCCGCCCCUGGAUCAGCAGCACGCAGUCUCGGUCAAUGAGCAGCACAGUAGAGAAAAGAAUCAAAGUAAAUCCUUUUCAAUGCAGGAACAGGAGCUCCGAGCACUCGGUAAGACCACCAUGACAGCGGCCAGCUUCAUAGAUGUGAUUAUCAUGCGUCAAAUUUCUUGCGAUAAGGGGAAGCGAGAAAGACGCUCGCUAAAUAACGACUCCGCUAGUGAUGGGUUCCACGGAGGCUACAGCCCUGAUGGCGUUGAAGCAGUGAGCCCGGCGAGCUCGCCCAGCGUAUCCCACGAGAAAGGGGCAAAGGUGCUGCCGGAUGUGGAGAAAGGGCACGGGGAGCACAACAUGAGACAAAAACAGCAAGCCUCCCUGAAGCUCUCUGCAGCAGAAGCAGCUCACAUGCAGCACCUGCGCCAGUUGCCCGAAGGCCAGCAAUCCCCAUGCCAGCUGCUGCAGUCGUCCCAGAACAUCAAAGGCCACCAGCAACGGGUGGUCACGCUGGCUCAGCAUAUCAGCGAGGUUAUCACACAAGACUACACACGCCAUCAUCCUCAGCAGCUCAACUCCCACCUCCAGACCCCGGUGUACUCCUUCCCCGGGGCCACGUGUCCCGUGCUGGACCUGCGAAGGACGCCCAGUGAGGCUUACAUCCAGCCGCAGGAGCACGCUCCGGCCUCCAGAAUCUCCCCGCAGAGCGAGGGAGACAAGAGAUCUCCUGAGCAGAGCAAAGCGUCUGCGGGGAGUGCACCAGAUGACUGCAUUGAGCCUGUCUCGCCACCAGACGGCAUGGGAGAGCUGGAGCACACAAGGAGCACCUCGUACCCAAUCUUGUACCGAGAGGGAGAACAGUCAGAGCAGAGAAUGGGUUCCAAAUCCCCAGGAAACAACACCCAGCCCCCAGCUUUCUUCAGCAAACUGACCGAGAGCAACUCCGCCAUGGUGAAAUCCAAGAAGCAGGAGAUCAUCAAAAAGCUGGGCACGACCAACAGGAGUGAAACGGAGUACAAUGUUGGACAGCCUGGGACAGAGAUUUUCAACAUGCCAGCAAUUACUGGAGCAGGGCUAAUCAGUUGUAGAAGCCAGUCGGUUCAAGAAAAUUCCAGUACCAACAUGGGGUUGGAGGCAAUAAUUAGGAAGGCCCUAAUGGGUAAAUAUGACGAGCAGUGGGAAGAGCGCUCGCCUCUCAGUGCCAAUGCCAAUGCUUUUAACUCUCUGAAUGCCAGUGCAAGCGUGCCCGCUGCUAUGCCCAUAACCGCUGCUGACGGACGGAAUGACGACAUGCGCUCCUUGCCAGGCGGAGGAGGGAAGCCAAAGAUUGCUGCUGCCAGACCCAACAGCCGCAAGGCCAAGUCCCCAGCGCCGGGCCUGUCCUCCGGAGAGAGACCACCGUCUGUUUCUUCUGUUCAUUCGGAGGGGGACUGUAACAGGAGGACACCGCUAACCAAUCGAGUCUGGGAGGACAGGCCUUCGUCUGCAGGUUCCACACCAUUUCCAUACAAUCCACUGACAAUGAGGCUUCCAACCGGCGUGGUGACAGCCCCGCCGCCAGCGUCCAUUCCACAAGGGAACUCCACCAGCCAGCACCACGCCUGGGAGGAGGAGCCCAAGCCCCUGCUCUGCUCCCAGUACGAAACGCUGUCAGACAGUGAAUGAACGAAAGAGAGGGAGGGGAAGAGUGGACACACGUGGGUAGCGAGCUGGCCAAGGUGAACUCCGACCAUAUCAGUCCAUGGCGCUGUCAGCAAAGAAGCCGGAGCCGCGCUUUUCCAAUCGGUCGAUUUCUCACAUCAGGAAAUUUCUGAAUCCUCUUCAGUCUAAAGCCUUAAGACAGCCAGAUGAAACCCAGCCUACUUCUCUUUCCAGCACUGGUGUCCUCAUGCAGCAGCUGAGAGCCUGAGAUACAGUCUGUGAACAGCUGAUGGGAGGGGGGGAGGAAGUGCCGAAGGAUGCAAUCGCUCACUGAAUCCCAGUUGUUUACUCAGGGGAGACCAGCUGGUGCUCCAGUUCUACUCCUUAGAUUCGGUGAGAACGAGGAAACCCAUGUUGGGAGGAGAGCGAGCGUGCUUGGGUGCAUGUGCAUAUACUUUAUGUGUGUGUGCGCCUAUGCACACAUAUAGCGUGUAUUCUCUGCCUGCACACCCAUGUUGCCUGCUAUCGAGUACUUGAAAUAGGAUUAGACUGCCCUCCCCCAGCCUCCGAGUUGUUCCAUGUGUUUAUCAGCCCACGGGCUGCACCACUGAAUUAUAAAAUCAAAAGCCCCAUUUUGUUCCUCUUGGGAUGUUCCUUUUUCUUACAGGCAUCCCCUGCAUGGGAUUAUCUUCCCCAGCAGGCCCCGGAAAAGCUUAAACAAAUAAAAAUUACGGGGGUGGGGGGAAGGCUAAGGAUCCACUUAACAAACAAAAAGUCCUUCUGAGAAAGAAAUCCUUGGUUUAUCUUGUAAUCAAAAGAAGUUCCCCAUAUUGUGGUGCAUUAAUCUGCAGAUGAAGGGACUCCGUUGCUCGAAGUGCAUUGUUUCCUGAAUGGUGAGAAAAAGCAAUUGUAAAUGAUGUAUUGGUCUACAGGGUAUAUUUUUGAUACCUUCAGUGAAUUAUGUCAAGAUGUUUGACGUGAGGAAGGACUUAAAACAGUGUUACGUGCUGCUUUCAGUCUCAGCUCCUGGAAAAGAGGUUCUGUUAUUGCGUGCAAGAUUUGAUGAGUUUGUCCAUUGUAUGGAAAUGUAAAAAAGGUCUCGUUGAUCCAUCACAGUUGUCUGUACGUCAGUAGAAUGUAUUAACUUAGUUUAAAAAAAAAAUGUUGCCACAACUGCAGGGCCUCCUCAUUAUUACAUAUACUGCUCUUAAGCCAAGAGGGAUUUUCUUCUCCUUCCAGAGCUUUACUCUCUGGCACGGAGAUCUCCAGGGAGCCUUUCCGAAGAGCUUGUCAAUGUUCGCAGUGGGAGGGGAUUCAUGAGAAAUGUAAAACAUUUGUAUUGUAUUUUUCUGAUGCACAUGAACGCUCUGCUUUAUAUUAUUUUUCAUUCCAUGAUGUUGGAUCAUAUCUGCAGUUACAUGGUUCAAGAACAAAAUAUUAGACUUUUGUUUUUCCUUCACUUCUGCUUUCUCACUCUGGGGAUUUGGGGGAAAAAAGAUGAUGUAUUAAAUGCUUUGCAUUCUGCACGCUAGAGGAAAGAAGACCAGGACAUAGACUUUCUGCCUCUCCCGUUGCCUGUUGGAACAGACAGCUGCUGUGUUGCAGAAUAUCUCUGAUCUGCUAGGAGUAUAUUGAAGAAAAAGGUUCACAUUGUCACACUGUAAAUGGGUUUUUUUCCCGACACUGUCCCAAGGGUGAUUCUAAUGUCAAAGCAACAGAAAGAUUGUAUGUGGUGGGUGGUUGGGGUGUUUUUACAAUGUGCAGGUUUUUAACGUUCACAGACGUUUGUGUCUUUUCUGUUGCCUUUUUUUGUUGGUUUUUUUAAACGCACAAAAUAUUUGGAAGUGUUUAUGUUCCCCAGGUGUAGCUGCUGGUGUGGCAUAGCUCAGAAACAAAAAGUUGACAGCUGACAUUUUGGGUAUAAUAUUUUACAAAGAAGUUGUAGGUUCGGCUGGGUGAAGUUCAAAUUCACCCCUUCCUUCCUCCAAUAGCCCUUUAAAAAAAAUGACACUACAGCCUAGCAUUGUAGUAACAGUGAGGUCAGCUGCAGUGUCUUGCCAAAACCGUUUGCAGUUUUUUAAUGAGACAUGGACAUGCUUUUCACCAAAAUGGUUGCCAGAAAUCCAGCCCAUUUUUGACAGCUGCCGGAAGAGAGAAAAAUGUGAUUUGUCACAAAAAAAUGUUCCCAGUUUUCAGCUAGCUCUAGAGACUUGGACCUUUCACUGUAGCUUUUUUCUGUUUGCAUAAGGGAUCCAAGCUUUGUCAGCCACCGUUAGACUAGACCUCAGCUGUACCUGGCACUGGGUGACAGCCAGAGGAAAUAAACCCAAGUAGCCUGUGCUAAGGGACAGAGAAAGCUGGUCUCAGCUGUCUGAGGGGUUGUCAUCUGGUCUUUGCUUAGCAGGAUAGGUGCGUAGAUCCCAGCAGGGCGAGCUGGGUGUGUGCAUUUCCCGCGCCUCGUGGGGAAUCUGGCUGUGGGGUGCAGAGGAAGUGGCAUCCUGCAUGAAAAAUAGAGCUGAGCUGGGAGGAGGGGCUGGGAUUCUCUUGCGGAAUGGCCUGGUCCCUGAAGGUGGCCGUCAUAACGUGUCAGAUAAGUGAGACGUUUGAGAAUUUAGGCUGGAAGUUUCAAAGGGGGCCUAAGGGUGUUAGGCACCUGUCUAUCAUUGACCUUCAGUGGAAGUUUGGGAACCUUAACCCCUUUAAGCUCCUUUGCAAAUCCCAGCCCAAUUGGCUUGGGUUUGCCGACAUAGCCACCCCACCCCCCCAGGCCAGAUAUGCUGAUGUAGCGGUUCCACUUGCUUCCCAUCAUGCUCAGAAAGGCCUCGCCCUAGACUCUCCAAGUCAAAGUGAAAACCCUUAGACAUCAACAUGGAUGGUUUGGGGUUAGAGACCCUCGGGCAUCCCCCACCAACAGGAAGAAAAGGAAACGCUUGCAAAGUGCAGGGUUAAAAUAUCACCUGGCAAAGAGCCAUACAAACAUGGCAGCCCGGGCUGGGUGAACGUCACUGUGCUGUAGAAAGUCCUGUUAUGUCAGAGGGGGGAAUAUCUGAUGGGGUGGGGGAUCCUUGAAAAUCCUUUCAAUGUCCCAGGCAGCCGCAGCUGUUUGUCUCCGCAGCCCCUCAGCUUCCCCAUUGCUUAUUUUCUACCCAAGGGAGGGUUUCAGGCAGAGGAGCUGGGGGAGGGUCUCCUUGUUCAGCGCUGGCCACUGUUUCCUUCUGGACGUUUGCACCGUAGAGGGUUUUAGCCCCAGAAGUCGAAUACCUUGGGAGCAGAGUGAGUCUUUCAAAGCCUUAAUUGAGUGGUAAGUCUUGAGUCAUUGGUCUCUUUUCUUCCCGGCACUUACUGCAUGCCAAGAGAUGAGUGGAACCACCUGGUACGUCCCUGUCAAAGGCGGGAGCUCGCGUUUAACGAGGACAGGCCUGGGAUUACUGACAAAGAGAGAACCUCCAAAACCACUUGGCAAAGGUCGUCUGGUAAAUCCAAACCUCUUUAAAUAUUGCUGAGACUCUUUGUUUGGGUUCUGUGCAGCAGUGCUCAUCUUAUAUGGCUGGAUGGACGUCAUCCUGUGGCUUCUGUGGUGCCUUGCCUUUGCUGAGGGAGCAUGGAAGUGGUCACCUGUUCUUUAGGCACAUGCACUCACUGGAAGGAGUGACAGCCAGAUGCCCAAGGUGAGCUACCCAGGAAGGGGUGGGUGGGUCUGUAGCAGCCAAGAGGUUCAAACCUCUGUAGUUCUCUUGGGGCUAAAAGAAUAGCUGUGGGGAGAGGUGCUCUGGAGCAUGAAAUCCUGCAGCUGCAGAACAGGAACAGCCCAGUGCCAGUUCCCCGCUCUGCCCCGCAAGGGGCCCCCCAAGCCCGGCCUGCAGGGACCAGCUCCAGGGAGUGCGGAUGGCCCAUGUGGUGGUGAGUCUGCCCACAGCUGCCAGGUAGGGCGUGGUCCCUGCGGUCCGGGGUGAGGACAGAUCCACCGACUCAUUCCAUGCAGGCAGUUGAAAUCAGGACUCUCCAGCAGUAAACUGUCAGGCAUUGCUGCUCUGCCGCAUGGAGCAGCUGGACAGCUCUUCUUUCAACAGUGACAAACACUAGCCCAGGCUCCUCUUCACAGAGUCAAAUGCCCAAAGAAAACCUUGUUAGCGAGACACCGUUCCACUCCUCUGUGUACAGGCCCAGGAAAAAUCAAACCUCCUCAGUGCACCCACGGAUCUCCACCCUGCUGCUGAGUGCAGACAGGCCGGGCCCAGAGCUCACCGAUGGCCUUGGCUAGGCUUGGUACUGGGAGAAGGCAGAAGGGUCUUUAAGAGCUCCCGCUCUCAGAUUUGCAGCUUUCUGGCUGGGCUAGAGUCUGACUGAAUUGUUCUGGCUCCUUGUUUGUCUAGACGCCUGCGUGGUAGGUGUCGAAUGAUUUUCAUUAGAAAAAAGUCCCCCCAAAAUCACGCACCCUCUGUCAUCGCAGUCCAACCCGUGCAGAUAUCCCUAGCGUGUGCUGCGGAAAACACCCAGGGCAAAGCCAAAAGCAUGUUGCGUUGCCAGAAAUAACAACAAACCUACAAUAGCCACGUGUGCCUAGAACUUCGGGCGCCCUUGAUGUGGCAGAUCCAGCAUCGCUGAGUCUAAAGAUAACACCAAGCCAAGCUGACAAUGGGGUGGUUGGGAAACGUACACAAGCUUGGAGCAGUCACAGUCCAUGGCGUCCUAGGCCAGGCUCCUCAAAGGUAUUCAGCCACUGAUGUCAAUGGAAGGUAGGUGCCUCUCUGCUUUUGAGGAUCUGGGUCAUAGGGCUUAGCUGUACUUUAAAGGGAUGUUUUCUCUUAGUAAGUGAGAAAUCGUAUUCCUAUUGAAAUGAGCGGCAAAACUUCCACUGACUUCCCCGGGGGCAGGAUCACAUCCUGUACCAUACGCAUGGUCUUUGGCCUAUGUGGGACCAAAGAAACUCAGUGAGUAGGAUUAGACCUGAACUAGGAUUUAUCCAACUUGGGCUGUUUUUCUGUAUCCGGUUGAUAUCAGUGACUGGAGUAGAGCUGCCACCAUGGAGUGCGAAAUGCAUGUCGUUGUAGUGCUUGUCUUAGGCAAACUCUUCUCCCGGUGUAAAUUUAUUCAGGUCCAAUCAGUGGUGCUUACAUCAAUGUUGUCUACUUUGUCAGGAAAGAAUGGAGGGGAGCCUCUCAGGCUCGGGGAUCCGGAAUAGAAAUAGGUGACCCAGGAAGUUGUGAGUGUGCAUUCUGUGUCACUGAGGACUGGGGUUUCUCUUAUAGUUACAGUACAUGGUAUUUCAGUGUUACAGAGCUGAGUAUGAUCCAGUCAUACUCCAGCUUGUAUGGAACAAGCAACUAUUGCACUUAGAGACACUACGAUUUCAAAACUGUAACCCCACCUCAGCCCUCCACUGGGUUUUGGGUUUCAAGGGACUGAUCCUUUUAAGAGACUUUCCCCAAAGCCCUUGGCUCUCCCCAGAGCAGCGAUGGAAUUAGUCUGACGGGGGCCGGGGGGUUGUUUUCACUCACUCGUAGUAUGCUGAGGGGUGUGGCCAGGAGCCUGUUGCUUUAGGUUUUCGAGAUGCAGUGCUAAGGACAGAUGUAAAUACGCUGGUCACUUCUGAUGUUUAUCUAACAUGUUCUUGCUCACCCACCUGGGUGUCUUUGAGUACAAGGGACUGGCGUCUUCUCCAGUGUUUGUGACUAUGGCCACGUGUACAUUCCACACAGGGAUUCGGGAAUGGCUGUCCCUUCAAAACCAGGUACUUCCUUGUGCCCAGAUACUGUAAAUUCCGUGUGUGAGUGUGUGUACACUCCUAGACUCUGUGUGUGUGUGUGUGUGUGUGUGUGUACAUCUCCAUAUGCGUGUGUGUGUGUAGUGUGCACACACACGUGCUUUACAUGUGCCUGAAUCGAUGUAUUGGCAUAUAUCCAUGGAUGUACUAAACAUACAAGCUGGAUUUUGGUAAAUCAGGUUCAUCACAAUUCAGCUAGAUUCAGACUCCAUUGACUGCAACUCCCAUAUAAGGUGAGCACUGUCUGUGUUAGCUGAAAGGAAAGACAUCUUUCAUACGAAACUGUCCGCAGAAUCGCUGUCAGAUUUUGGUGACACAUGUCUUCGUGCUACCUGCUAUGAUUUUUAUUGAUCGUGCAAUCAAAAAUGGAGGUUAUAUUAAACUAUUUAAAGAAAAAGGUUUGAAGUUAGUGUAACCAACUUUCUAAUUUGUACAAACAAGCAAAAAGAUAAAAGGACAAUUUAUUGUUUGAACUGUACAAGGGGGAAAAAAAUCUAUCUUUUGUACAACCAAAUUGUGCAUAGCUGUUUUGAAGCGAGUUGUAUGAUAGAACGGACUGUAUAUAGAACUGAUGAGUUGUAAAUAUUUAUGCAGCUUGCUAUAAAGGGUUGGUUUUCUUCUACUGAAGGUGAAGUUUUUGUUCACUGUCAUUUUGCUCAACAUGC
Messenger RNA from Mauremys mutica (yellowpond turtle), 14572 nucleotides. RefSeq names its product nuclear receptor corepressor 2 (gene NCOR2). NCBI's taxonomy places the organism in Eukaryota, Metazoa, Chordata, Testudines, Geoemydidae. Gene Ontology annotation, molecular function: transcription corepressor activity. The transcript is spliced from 47 exons. The record is from RefSeq and is a predicted model, not a curated record. Gene Ontology annotation, biological process: negative regulation of transcription by RNA polymerase II. Bases 575 to 8167 code for a protein of 2530 amino acids.